CUUUGACCCGUGUACUCUGAACUCCUCAGCAGAUCGACGUGUUGCAUGUAAACUUGCUGGAACUGAUGCCACUACAUGCUGAAAGCACAGAUGCAAAGAAGUUUAGAUAAACAAAGAUGGGAUUGUUUAGCUGUCGUAAUAUUGGUAUAUUCUGGUCAUGUAUAGUUCUAGGUGUGUCUUAUUUCCUCUACACUCCUGUUCCCAAUGGUUUUGCAGAACCAUGGAAGCUACGAACAAUAUUAGCAACCUUUAAAGCUGUUAGCCUUCUGGGAGCUGUCAGUGAGAAGUUAGGAUAUGAUAGUAGUUUGAAUGUAACUAGAAGAUUUGUCGAACUUUCUGUUGGUUCAGAAAUUUUCUCUAAAAACGAUCCAGAAUUGGAGGUAACAGAUACAUUAUUUGAUGGUGUACCAGUCAGGAUAUAUAAACCAGUGAAUAUUAAAACACCUGCAGCAGGUCUGGUGUUCUAUCAUGGUGGUGGAUGGGUUUUGAUGAGUAUAGAUUCCUAUGAUAUAUUUACCAGUUUUUUGGCUAAGAAAGCCAACAUUAUAGUUAUAUCUGUUGAGUAUCGUUUGGCACCAGAGCAUCCUUUUCCGAUACCAUUUGAUGAUUGUGUCACGGCUACCCUUCAUUUAUUACAAAAUUCUGAAAAAUAUGGUGUUGAUCCAAACAGAGUAGCUAUUGGAGGUGAUUCUGCUGGUGGAAAUUUGGCAGCAGCCAUCAGUCAACGUCUGGCCAUUGAACCAGAAUCCUUUGUUCCGAAAUUAAAACUUCAACUCCUUAUAUAUCCAGCCCUUCAAGCGACAGAUUUUAACUUGCCUUCUUAUGUACAGAAUAACGGCAUGGGUGGCGCUAUUACCAAAAGAAUGAUGAUAAGAUUUUGGAUGAAUUACAUUGGAUUAAAAAAUAUCAGCGUGGACGAUUAUUACUUUAUGAAUAAUUUUCACACGUCAUCUUUUGUGAAGCAAUCUGAAUAUGGGGUUUAUACAAACGUAUCAUUAUUACCGUCAAAUAUUCAAAUUCAAGCGUUAAAAUUUGAAUAUGGUGAUGAAGAUAUAAAUUAUGAACUUGCAGCAAAAAUUGAAGACAUGAUUUUAAAUCCCUACUUUGCUCCGUUAAUGGCGCAAGAUUUGAGUAAAGUGCCGCCCGCUUAUAUCCUGAAUGCCGAAUUUGACAUUUUGCGUGAUGAUGGACUUUUAUAUGGAGAGCGGUUACGUCAAGCAGGGGUCAGGGUACAUGAGAAUAAUGUACGACAUGCAUUCCAUGGUUUUAUUACUCCUAUUGGUCCAUCAGAGGCUUUACGAUUCAAUCUGGGGUUAAAAGCUUUAGAUGAAAUAUGUCAGUAUUUAAAACGCAAGUUAUAAUUAGAUAUAUUUCAUUACUCAAGUUAAAUCAUUUUUAUACUAGCAAAAAUAUGGUACUUGAACAAGGAAAUGUAUAUAGAACAUCAGGUACCAUUUCUCACAUAAAAAGGGCGACCCACGUUUGUAUUUGGCAGCUAAUUAAUAUAUGCUUUCAUAUUCCACUGAUCUCUGAGAAUUACUCAAAUCCAAACUAUUUUUGGGAGUGUGAUAAGAAAGUUUUCCUUGUUCAAACAGCAUAUUAUUGGCAGUGUAAUAUCAAGAUCAGUAUACAUGAAUUGUUUCAAUGGCAUUUAGUUAUUGAACUGUAAAUACACAUGCCACAAUUCUAUGGAAUAUAAUUACUGUUUAUCACUGAGACACAGGCCACAAUUCUAUGGAAUAUAAAUACUCUUUAUCACUGAGACACAGGCCACAGUUCUGUGGAAUUUAAUUAGUUUAUUACUGAAACCUGAUUCUAUGGAAUAUAAUUACUAAUUAUUACUGAAACAUGAUUCUAUGGAAUAUAAUUAGGUUAUUACUGAGACACAGACCACGAUUCUAUGGAAUUUAAUUACCGUUGAUCACUGAGACAUGAUUCUAUGGAAUAUAAAUACUAAUUAUUACUGAAACAUGAUUCUAUGGAAUAUAAUUAGUUUAUUACUGAAACACGGACCACGAUUCUUUGGAAUUUAAUUACCGUUGAUCACUGAGACAUGAUUCUAUGGAAUAUAAAUACUAAUUAUUACUGAAACAUGAUUCUAUGGAAUAUAAAUACUAAUUAUUACUGAAACAUGAUUCUAUGGAAUAUAAACACUAAUUAUUACUGAAACAUGAUUCUAUGGAAUAUAAUUAGUUUAUUACUGAAACACGGACCACGAUUCUUUGGAAUUUAAUUACCGUUGAUCACUGAGACAUGAUUCUAUGGAAUAUAAAUACUAAUUAUUACUGAAACAUGAUUCUAUGGUAUAUAAUUAGUUUAUUACUGAAACACGGACCACGAUUCUAUGGAAUUUAAUUACUUUUUAUCACUGAGACAUGGUUCUAUGGAAUAUAAUUACUAUUUAUUACAGAGUGACAUUUCAAGCAAUAUGCCCUGUGUCUUACAGUACAUAUAUAUUAUUCUUAAAGUCAUUAAAACAGCUGAUUGACAUGAUCAGAACCAGCCCAUUUAACGUCAGAUAUCAACAUUUUUAUUUUAAAACUUGCCUAAGAGUUUGCUCAAGUAGAUUAUUUGUUUGUGAAGGAAACAAAUUGUUUGAAAAUAAGAUUUCUUGUUAGGUCUGUAAAAAGAGUACCUAUGUUUCCAGUUACUUGGCCAGUCAGUAACAGAAAUUCUAUUGGAGAAAAUCUGCUGUAGAAAUUUGUAUGUAGAAAGUUUGAUGUAAAAAAUUGAUAGUAGAUACGAGAAAUUCUGUCGAUGAAAGUAGAUUCUGAUGAUAUAAUGUUGAAUAGUUUGAUGUUCUUUCAAGUUUAAUUGAGAAGUAUAUUAAGGCUGGUGUGAUCAGGACUAAUAAACUUAUAGAUUUUUUUUUUGAGAAGUAUAUUUAGACUGGUGUGAUCAGGACUAAUAAAUUUAUAGAUUUUCUAUAGAGAGAAGUAUAUUUAGGCUGGUGUGAUCAGGACUAUUGAGAAAAGUAUAUUUUUUUCCUUCCUUUUUAAUAUGUUAGUGAAACUAAUCUUCUAUAAUAAAUUAAUAUUUUAAUUUUAUAUAAUUUGAUAUAUACAAGUUAGUGAGAGAUUAAUCAGACUUAUUUUUUUAAAAUAUGUUAUGUACAAAUGUACUAAAUUGUAUGUUAAAAAGAAAUGAACUGAAAUAGGGUUUAACGUCCUACUGUUCUGCACUGACUGCCAGUGACUGGGUUAAUGAAGACGGACAUACACCAUACAGUGUGCUAUUAGUGAAAUUUUUCUCAGACAGCCUAGCUACAGCCUACUCUUACCAUGAAUUCCAACAGUUAAGGAUUCUUUUACACCCAUUUCAAUGUGUACAGGGGACCUUGGUUUUUCGUCCCAUCCGAACGACUAUAUGUUGUUAAAGAGACAUAGCACUGGCAAUAUCUGUCUCAAUUACCAUUUAUUCUACCUAGUUGUAUUGAAUUUUAAAUAUAGUUUGUAUCCAGGUUUGUGGGUGGGGCGGGGGGGGGGGGGCGAAAGGUUAGCGUGUGUGUGUGUUGCAUCAUAAGGUCUGUCUUUAUUGAGUCAACUUACGUGGUUUCGAUUCUCCGGUUGUACGUGACAAGGAGUAGGGUCGCCUGUCCAACUUCAUCAGUUUUCUCCGGGUCCUCCAGUUUCCUCCCACUGCUAAAGAUCCCUAUGUGCAAGUGAAUUAUUGAAAUAAAAUUGAACCAUAUGUUAGUCCUGAAAUUACCUAGUUGUUUGUGUCAAGCGGAUGUUAAACCCUAUCUCUGUCUGUCUCUCUCUGUAAAAGACAGAAUGAAAGGUGUUUGGGCCUGACCAGUGACCAUGUCUGUGACAGGUGAGCCUGGUUUUCUGGUUUUAAUAUAAAUAUGGAGUGAAUUAUUAAAUUUACAUAAUUUAUACAUAAUUUAUAUAUAAUGAUAUGUACACAGUCAGUAUUCAAUAUGGAGUGAAUUGUUAAAUUUGCAUAAUGAUAUGCAUUUAUGAUAUUUUUAAAUAUUUACCUAAAUUUAUAUGAUUUAUAUAUAAUGAUAUGUACACAGUCAGUAUUCGAUAUGGAGUGAAUUGUUAAAUUUGCAUAAUGAUAUGCAUUUAUGAUAUUUUUAAAUAUUUACCUAAAUUUAUAUGAUUUGUAUAUAAUAAUAUGUACACAGUAUUCAUUGUGGAGUGAA
Molecule: messenger RNA, 4150 nt
Organism: Patella vulgata (common limpet)
Lineage: Eukaryota; Metazoa; Mollusca; Gastropoda; Patellidae
Product: arylacetamide deacetylase
Exons: 7
Coding region: 117-1361 (414 amino acids)
Cellular component (GO): membrane
Molecular function (GO): carboxylic ester hydrolase activity
Source: RefSeq, a predicted model, not a curated record